GUUCAUUUACCACCGAUAAUCUUCCCCUGUUUUUAAUUGAAAAACGCUCUGAAUAUUUACUUAGAAUGGAAUUAUAGGAACGGCCCGCACCACUUUGGGACCCAAACUCUCACCCACACGGUCUGUCCACCUCCUCAGGCCAAAUCCAAAUAAUCGUCCUAGACAGCUCUACAAAUGACCUCCGAUUUCCAAGAACCUUCCAAUGUCGCCGGCACAAGUAAUUACCACGAGCCUGACGGAAGGGAGGAAGACAUGGCGCAGAAAGGACCAGAACCAGGUGUCCCACUCCUCCGCGACCUUCUUGGGCUCACUUCCAACUCUCGUCCCAACGCCCCUGAAUUCCGCCCUCCAAUAUUCAUCUCAAUCCCCACGCUCUCAUCCAAAAAGAAAACAGACCUCCCGCUAACCCUCUCAAUUUUCGACCUCCUCGACCUCUCUCAUCUCCCACCCCAAAACAUCCUCACAACCCACACAUUCACCACAAAACUCGCUCUCUGGUGGACAAAUCCGGCCCCCUCCUCCGCCCACCGAAAGAUAAAAACAACACCUAUCCUCGUAACCAAGUCAUUCAUCUCACUAGAACACCUCUUACCUCAAAAUCGCGACCUAGUUUUCGUCUCCACAGGCGUAGGAAGGGAUUUACGUCCCGUCUCAUCACUGCUCCGCUCUCUAGGUAUGAACGCCAAGACGAAAGUAGUCGGGAUCUUCGAUGUCGAUAUGCUAGCCAAAGAUAUCGUGGCUCUCGAUCCUCCUCCUUCUUCGAUUCCGGCGAUUUUGCAGGGCUUAGAAGAGAAGGCAGGGAACGGGUGUGAGGAGACGGAGUUCGUGAUGAGGGCUAUGCUUCUGCUUGUUUUGGAGAGUUGUAAGGAUGAGGUUAGGGAUGAGAUUGGGAGGACGUGGGUGGAGGGUUUGAGGGCUGUAGGGACUGGGAUGGAGGUGAUAAAGGGACCUAUGGAAGUGGUAAGGAAGGGCGUGAAGAAGGUGGGGAAGGCGGUUAUGGGGGGCAUUAGGAGGAGCGGGGAGGAGAUUGAGAGGGUUAGGGCGGAGAGGAGGAAGAAGAGGCAGGAUGUGGGGGCGAGUGAGGAGUAUGUGACUGAAAUGCGGCUUUGGGAUGGGAUGUGGGAGUUACUCUGA
Hyaloscypha bicolor E is the source of this 1134-nucleotide messenger RNA. RefSeq lists its product as uncharacterized. NCBI's taxonomy places the organism in Eukaryota, Fungi, Ascomycota, Leotiomycetes, Helotiales, Hyaloscyphaceae. The coding region runs from base 175 to 1134 and encodes 319 amino acids. The record is from RefSeq and is a predicted model, not a curated record. The transcript has a single exon.